Messenger RNA from Suillus discolor, 999 nucleotides. Its product is annotated as GWT1-domain-containing protein. Bases 31 to 999 code for a protein of 322 amino acids. The transcript has 7 exons. Gene Ontology annotation, molecular function: glucosaminyl-phosphatidylinositol O-acyltransferase activity. Gene Ontology annotation, biological process: protein localization to plasma membrane; GPI anchor biosynthetic process. Lineage: Eukaryota; Fungi; Basidiomycota; Agaricomycetes; Boletales; Suillaceae. The record is from RefSeq and is a predicted model, not a curated record. Gene Ontology annotation, cellular component: endoplasmic reticulum; membrane.
GCAAAGUGUAAGACGUAUGGUGUUUCUCUGAUGGAUAUCGGCGUUGGCUCCUUUGUAUUCUCUCAAGGCGUGCCAGUGGUGUCUGCGAUUCCAAUCAUUAAAGACAUAUCCUGCCUCCAGGCUCCGAUCCUUCCUAAACUGAAGUCCGUCUCCCGUAAGACGAUACUCAUCAUUGGUCUUUCCAUAGGUUUCGUGUCACACCCACUACUUAACAGCUACAACCAGGAACAUGUGACAGAGUACGGUGUACACUGGAACUUCUUCCUCACGCUUGCGCUUUUGCCUAUGAUCAUCGAGGUCUUGUUCCAUCCUAUCAUCUCGCGUAUCCCGUUGCUCUGCUGGGUCUUUGGAUUGGAGUUCGUAGUGCAUCAACUCGCACUGUCAUCUGGAAGAAUGAAGGACUUUUUACUCAACACUUCACGGAGCAACAUUAUUAUUUUUGCAAAUAAAGAGGGCUUGCUCUCCUUACCGGGUUGUGUUUCGAUCCACAUACUCGGUCUGUCCUCAGGAACUGUCAUACUUCCUCCCUUCCCUUCGUUUUCCCGGAAGCAGCAGUGGCAAUCACUUGACGGGCCAUCCUCUCAUCAACCUAGCAGACUCGAUCCUUCAGCACUCAGACAGACUGCAAAGAUCAUCACUGAGUUACUGUCGUAUUCAGUUGUUUGGUGGAUGCUUCUGGCUUUCGUCAGGCUUGGAUUUGAAGGAUGGUUCAUCCUGCUUGUUUGGCUUUACGCAAACAUCUCUUAUGUCCUCUGGGUUGCAGUUUACAACACCUCUUUCAUCCUUGGCUACAUUUUACUCGACAUGGUGUUCUCUCCCACCAGCACAUUAAAGAUACGAGAUCAAACUGAUCCUUCAGGCGAACGGCUGGAAAAGGGGCCAAAAAGCAGUGUGCCCGCGCUGUUGGAGGUUAUCAAUAGAAAUAGAUUGUUCUUGCUGUCAAAUGUAGCCACCGGUUUGAUCAAUCUCAAUAUCCAGACUAUGUCGUGGGUAACAUGA